Porites lobata is the source of this 6235-nucleotide messenger RNA. The record is from the annotation of a GenBank genome assembly. Lineage: Eukaryota; Metazoa; Cnidaria; Anthozoa; Scleractinia; Poritidae.
AACUAUGUCUAUGUAGAAUGUAGGGACCCAUUCCUGGAAAUGGCAAAAAUGCAAAAGAAAUAUGAAAAGACUAAACAAAGCCUACAUACUCUUUUGGAAAAAAUGGAAACCCAGGAGUCAUCAAAUAAGACAGGUCCAAACAAAAAUGACAUUUGUACCAUGGAACUGCCAAAAAGGAAAUUACUUUUUGCUGAUAAAGAAAGCAACACUAAAACAGAGUUAAAGGCCCAUCAGUUUCAACUGAAAGAAGUAUUUGAAGAAAUCAUUGAACAAACAAACAAUGAAGUUGAAGUCUUUGUUGGGAUGGUCAAAAAUUCCUCGCUCAUGAUAUCUAAAAAUGACCUUCUAAGUGGGAAAGUAAAAAACAACAAAAAAUUAAUUGUCAAUUUCCACAAAGACUCAGUAAUUGCAAAAUACGAUGUGAUUGAUAACACUGUCAAGACACAGUACCUUCUAAAACCACAUCACAAGAUGACAAUGCAAUCUUUGACAAAGGAAAUUCUUGUUGCCUUUAAAGAACUACAGGACUCACAUAUUUGUUGUGGUAUUUUCGAACAACACUGGGUAACUGCUUGUAAGCACUAUAACUUGAACAAUGUAUUCAAAGGGAACAAGACCAAGUAUCACAUAGACAACUCCCACACCCUUCGAGACCCUAGACAAGCAACAGAAGUGAUCUGUGAGACAGUGCGAAGCACACUACAGAAUGGCAGCAACUGUCAUGUCAUCUUGCCCAAGUCAGGUGGGGAUGGUAGUGCACGGCAAUUUAGAUGUGAACCCUGUAGUCAGCUUCUGCGGAAAUGUAUUCGGAAACUACCUUGUGUAUUUGUGAAACCCAAUUUAAAUGAUGGAAGAACAGACCCAAAUUCAAAAACACCCAUGACAUCCUUACAACCAGAGGAACUUCUUCAACGAUGUAGGCGAAUGGGUGAAUACAUUCAUAAAUUAAAAAAGUCUCAAAGCUUGCUUUUGAAGCAGUAUGAACAUGAAAGCAAAAGAGAAAACCUGAUAAAAAUGCCUGAAAAUGUGUUCUUAACAUCUGGAAAACUGGGCUCGUUGAUUGACCUUGCCUUUUCACAAAACUUGCUUCAAGAAAAUUCCGUCCUAUAUGCAUUGUUAUGUGAUACUCUUACCUCACUAAUAAAAGCAGAAGCUGAAUGCAAAGACCCUACAAAGCUGGGGAAGAAAAUGCAACCGAAAGGAAUGCGCUUCCAUCCAGUUGUCUUGAAGUGGUGCGCAGAACUAGCAAGAAAGUGUGGCCAGGGAGGCUAUAACUUGGUAAGAGAAAUCUUACCAAUUCCAUCUCUCAUCACAGUUAAUAGCUACAGGCAAUCUCAAAAAUCUUACAGAGUUGUUUCACCAGAUAACUUAAAACUGUUCUCACAAGAACUCACAAGGCGUAACUGCAAGGGAAUAGGUGGCAUCCACUGGGACGAGAUUUACAUCAAAAAGGGUAUUAAAGUAUGUGCUAGAACCAACCAACUUGUUGGUUUUAAGGACUUAGAGAUCCCUGAAAAUAUUUUAGAAGUGAUCAACAAGGAUGAAAAAGAGCCCAAAAAAACUAAUGGAUACCAAAUAUUUCAAAGCAGUGAUUGUGAAGAUUCCUUGACUGAUGAAGCCUCCACAUGCAAUGAAACAGAUGAAGAAUUGACAGAAACCUCCAGCAGACCAGUCACCAAAAUAAUCCUCCAGUUCUUCUGGUCUUCUAUAGAAGGGGACUUUGCAUGGCCAGUUGCCAGCUUUCCAGUAAACAAAUUAAAUGCAAAAACACUUGGAAAUUGUGUAUGGAGUACUGUUAGUAUUCUAAGUGAGUUAAAGUUUGGUAGAAACAACGAUAAGAAAGUUCAAGCGCUCUAUGGUGUAUGUGAUGGCGCAACUCACAGCUCAGCAUUCUUUAAUCAGUAUGCCUCCACAAAUUGGAUGACAGAAAAUCCUUUCAAUAACAACAAUCCAAUUUUUUGGCUAUCUGACCCUCCCCACAUGAUAAAGAAGUUGCGUAACUUUCUAAUAUCUCAAAAACGCAAUCUCAAGUACAGCAAUUAUGACAUUUCUUUUGAUCACUUGGCUGAUGUGGCCCAGAGGGGCCAAACAAAGCUCUCAUCAAAACAUCUAUUUCUCAGCUCUCGGACGAAGAUGUCAGUUAAGCGUGCUGUGGAAACAUGCUCUAGGGAAGAUGCAGACGACAUACUGUAUAACAGCAAGUAUGGAUAUCCCACUACACUCAUGACAAGAACCUACAUCAGAAAAGCUGCUGAAUAUUUUAAAAUCUUGAACAGUAUUUCAAUUGAUGAUGACAUGACACGCAAACUCAAUUAGUGUACUUGUGUUCUUCAAACGAUGGUAUACAGAGCUGCUGUGGGGAACCAACACUGCAACAAUAUAUGGAAGGAAAUUCAAGUAUUACUACAAGCCUUCUCAUACAAGCUGAAAAGAAAGAAUAUGAUCAAGCUUACAUCGGGUCCUAUGCCACUCUAGCAACUCCUAACUUUGUUUCUGUACCUCUGAAAAGAAAAAAGAAUAAUAUUGGAAAAAUGUCAAAAGACCAUGACAUCCCCAAAUCUGACUCUACUGUUAUCAAAAGUCUUGAAGUCAAUGAGACAGAAAUUGAAACUUUUCACACCAAAAAAGAUGAGGAACAGCUGUAUAGACAAGCUAGACAAGUCCUUGAUCAUAUAGCUGUUAAAUCCCCCAGUGCUAUUAUUGGACACACGGUCAAAUUUGUCAGUUGUCUUCAAGAGAAAGCAAAUAAGCAGUACCUACUUAAAUUCCUGAAGAGAAUGAAUUUUCAAUUGAGGCAACAGUACUUCAUUCCACAACAAUGGCACAACAACAUUCUAACAGAUGCCUUAAAUUUUGUACCACAAGACAAAGAAUUAAUAGCAGCAUGGGAGGAACUGUUUACUAAUGUUUAUCAAGAUCCUGAUGCUAAAUAUCAAGGAGGCGAAAUUUUUAAAUUGUUUAGUAAAAAAAUUUGCAAGAGGAGGUGUGUGACAUUUCUUGCAGUUGACGGUCUGAAUCCCAGUAAUGAGAAGCAAUCAUCAGCAAUUCGUCAAAUGCUACGCCAGUUUGAAAAAAAAGAGCAAGAUAAAGAGAGGGCAAAAAUUGUAAAGUCAACUGAUCAAUGCUUCAAAUGUGGCGAGCUUGGUCAUUGGGCAGCGCAAUGUAUGAAAAACAUUCCACAUGAUCCCGCUUGGUUGGCAAAGCAGCAGUGCUAUGCUUGUGGUCAGGCCGGCCACUUGAAAAAAGAUUGCAAAAACACAUCAUCUCAAGCUGCCAUAUCUACACCAAAGUGUACAUCAAAGAACUCUAAAAGCAAGGUAAAAAUAUAUCUAUAAAUGCGUCAUUGUUUUACAUGAUAUAUUAUAAAAGUGCUUGUAUCUGUGCCUUUAAGUAAAAAAGCCAUUUCCUUGAGAAAGUAGAGUUUUUACACUUUCUGAUAAGGGCUUAAGUUCAAUAACCUUUCUUUACAGGGAGACAUCAGUGACCCUCUGACCAUACAACUGCUUCGUUUACAUGAGGUAACAUUGCGAGACAACCCUACAUUAGUGCCAGUUCAAGCCAAAGGUACUAACAAAGUGAAUGAUGAGCGAUUGUUUGAACAAGGGACGGAGGAAUGGAAAAAAGCAAGGAAAGGAAAAGUGAAUGGAAGCAAAGCUGCAGUUGCAUUAGGUAAAUAACCUUAAAAUACAGCUGAAUGAAAAAACGGUGUCGCUUGAAAAGUACAGUAUAAACCUUGAACUAUGUGACCUGACGUAUUUACGGAUAGCCUUAGCAUUGCAAAUUUAAAGUUUCUUUGAGAAAUGUUUACAUUAUCGAAGCUUUUUUCGACAAUGCAUUCCAAUAAAUGUCAAACAGUUUCCAGUUUUCACGGCUGUCUACAGUAAAAGAGCAUAACCAUAUCACUCAUGCACACUUGAAAAUCAGACGAUGGGACCCAAAAGCUUUUUUGGAAAACAAAAAAGACAGAGGCAUGCCUUAAACAAGAUGCUCUAAGAAUCUGAAUCUGCACAAGAAUCUCGUGACAAUGUAAACUUCUGUCAAAAUAACUUUGAAUUUGCUUUGCUAAUGAAAGUAUACCCAUAAAAGCUUAAUCAUUCAUGGUUUACACAUAUUAGUGACAAAGUUUUUUUUAAUCAGGUAUAUAACAUAUGCUAGUGAUAAAUUACAUCAUGAAUAACAGUAUAGCAUUGGCGUUUGGACUAAAAAAUAUCCUGGUUUUAGAAAUAACUUUUGAUAACAUAAAAUUAUUAUCCUUCUUCUAGGUUGGAGAGGAAGAGAAGAAAUGGUUCUUUAUGCAAAACAACUGAUUCCUGCCAAUGAUUCCACAAACGAAACUGAAACAAUGCCAAUAAAUGAGGCCAUGAAAUGGGGAUCAAUGUGCGAAGAUCAUGCAGUUGCUACUUAUAUCAAUGGAAUGCCAUGUAAAAAAUUUGAAAAGACAGGACUGUGGGUAACAAGGGAUCGAAAUGGGGCUGCUUGGCUUGGUGUCUCUCCAGACGGCAUAGUCGACAGUGAUAUGGGGUUGGAAAUUAAGUGUCCUUAUAUGGGAGGAAAUCUUUUUCCCUAUAGAAAAGUCCCAGUGUUGUAUGUUCCCCAAUGUCAACUCGAAAUGUACUCUACUAACACACAAAAAUGUCACUUUGUUUGUUGGACACCAAGAAAAACAGUGAUUUUUCUGGUAAAAAGGGACGAGCAGUUCAUAAAAGAUCUUCUUAUUCAACUGAAAGGGUUUUGGAGUGAAGCACAGGCUGGAAAAAUACCCACUUGGAACACACACCUUGACCAUCUCAAAGCACAGGCUCAGAAGAUAAGCAACCAGUCAACGGUCUUGACAACACUAACAUCCUGCAGAAGUGAAAAUGCCAUGGAACACAAAGAUUUUAAUAUGUUUUGGAAGAACGCUCAGGGGACGCCCACACGAAAGUGCCAAGGCUGUGGGAAACUGCAAGUCCUCUGCAGAGUUAAUCCUUGCCAAAAAAAGUUACAUUCAAAUCCCUCUUCACCAUCUUCCAGUAUCUUCCAAUCAUACACAUAUGGCUCUGGUCAAAUGGCAAAUUCCUGUUAUUUGGACACUUUUCUAGAAUCCAUUUAUCAUCCUUUCAUACGACAAAUAACACCGGAAAGAACACACUUUGAUCAUACCACUCCAGCUAUGGAUACACUUCUCGAAUCUAUUGUCCUCCGUGGACAAGGAAGUUUUCAUAGAAGUAAAAUGGUUCUCUGGACCUAUUUACACCAUCACACUUCUAAUGGAAGGACGACUUUUCCACUGGGCCAAAUGGCGGGAAUUUCCAACGUCUUUACUGCUCUGUGUUCAGACAUGUCACAACCAGAAAAGAAUGCUCUCUUCAUCACAGAUUCAGUCAACAUCAAAUGCAGAAAGUGUAACCAUUGCCGUAACAUCGUUAACACUCAUAGUUCAUACUUCAUACACCACACUAAUAUAAACAUAAUGGAUAUAACAGAUUCUACAUAUGAUCCAGUGCAGGUCGCAGAAAAGUUACUCGUUCAGCAGGAUAUUCUCUGCUCACAAAGAGGUAUUUGUUUAAGAUCAAAUGAUGAUGGCUCUGUUUGUGGAGGUCAACUUUCCCACUCGUCUUCCGUGGUUAAUAAUCCCUUUCUUCUAGUGUUUGAGCUUGAUAAGGACGAAAACAGGCCCAUCCAGCCUGGACUGUCAAGCAAGCUCCACCUAAGGGUCAAGAAAGAUAAAUAUGACCUGGCAGCAAUUAUAUACCACCACAACUUUCAUUUCUGGUGCGAAGUAUUUGUUAGUGAAAAAAGGUACAGAGAGGGAUGGUUCUUGUACAAUGAUAUGUGGAACAAUGGCAAAGCUGAAUACGUUGGAAAACAUCCCCAAGUAAAAACGACAUCAUACAUGUACAUGUUAGUGUUCGAAAGGUCACAAGUUAACAUGACGACAUCAUGCUCGAAAGAUCACUCAGCAUCAUUAAAGAACAUCAUGUCCGUGGCCUUCCAAAGUAACAUCACUCCUAAUGCCAAGCAAGUAAAGCAGAAUUACAUUGACAUUUUCAAGUCCUGCUCUAUAGCUGUCAAUGCAAGUUCUUCAAACCAGGAGCUGAGAGCCAAACUCCUUGAAAAUGAACAAUGUAUACUCGGUUCCUUGACUACUAGUAAAAGUCCCACAACACAAAAAAGCCCCAACACCACUUCUUCGAAACGCAAAAUCGGAAUGACAGACGACAUACCCUCUGCAAAGAAACCUAAGCUGCUUUAA